AUGCCAUCGUUAUUGCGAAAAAUUGAGGUCGAGCAUGAGAGCGGUCUGUCGAACAAGGAAUUGUUCCUCACCAACCAUGACUUGAAGAUCGUCGAGCCUGAAAGGCGUCAGUGGAGGGCAUUCAACUUUGUUGGCUUCUGGAUUGCCGACUCGUUCAACAUCAACACGUGGAUGAUCGCUGCUUCUUCGCUUGAUAUCGGCUUGUCUUGGUGGCAGGCAUGGAUUUGUGUCUGUAUCGCGGCUUUCUUCAUUUGCUUGACGGGUCGCGUUGGCGCUGUGUACCACAUCUCUUUCCCUGUCAUGAACAGGGCGUCUUUUGGUAUCUUUGGCCACUNNAGUAUCUGGUAUGGUGUACAAGGCUGGAUCGGCGGCGAGUGUGUCUACCUCAUGAUCCUCGCCAUAUGGCCUUCGUUCGGCACACGGCCUUCCUUGACCAAGGAGAUCGCCUUGGGAGGCACCGUCAACUACCUCAUCGGCUUUAUCCUCUUCUGGGCUGGCUCCCUUCCCUUCAUUUGGUUUCCCGUCCACAAAGUCCGCCACUUGUUCACUGUCAAAGCUGUCGUGGCACCUACAGCUGGUAUUGCCUUCCUCAUCUGGGCACUUGUAAGAGCAGGUGGCGCAGGCAAGAUCAUCCAUCAACCCGCAACAGCUCAUGGCUCUGAGCUUGCUUGGGCUGUCAUCACUGGCAUCAUGUCUUCUGUCUCCAACUUUGCGACCCUCAUCGUCAACGAUCCCGACUUCUCCCGUUUCGCCAGCAAACCUAGCGAUGCUUUGCUACCUCAAUUCAUCACCAUUCCUCUGGGCUUCGGACUUACCUNNCUCAUCGGCAUCCUCGUUGGCUCCGCCUCAGCAGUCAUCUAUCCCGAACUAGGCGCCGUGUGGAACCCGCUCGAGCUCCUCAAAGCAUUCAUCACCGAACACGGACACGGCAGCGCAGGCGCAAGAGCAGGAGUUUUCCUUAUUGCAGCGGCCUUCGUAGUCGCUCAACUCGGCACCAACAUUGCUGCAAACUCCAUUUCUGCUGGUACAGAUUUGACCGCUCUACUGCCUCGUUACGUCAAUAUCCGCAGAGGUGGAUAUAUCUGCGCAGUCAUUGGUAUCGUCAUCUGUCCUUGGCAGUUUGUCGCUGGAUCGAGCACCUUCACCACGUAUCUGUCUGCUUACUCGGUCUUCUUGUCUGCCAUCGCUGGACCCAUGAUUAUCGAUUACUAUGCAGUGAGGAAGGGAUACCUUCAAGCUCGCGAUUUGUACAGCGCAGAUGUCAACGGACCUUACUAUGGCAAGUUCGGUAUCCAGUGGCGUGGCUAUGUUGCCUAUAUCUGCGGUAUCCUCAUCAAUGUGGUGGGCUUUGCUGGCGCUUGUGGUGCUUCUGUGCCUAUUGGCGCCACGUACAUCUACCGGCUCAACUUCUUUACUGGUUUCAUUGUUAGUGGAGGUGUUUAUUAUGUGCUCUGUCUGAUCUCGCCAGUCAAAGCACCUAACCCUGUGGGUGGAUGGCUGGAGGCACCAGAGCCUGAUGAAGAGGGAUUGAGUAAUGUGGUCAGUCAUGGCAAGGAGGUGGAUAUGUACUCCAGUGGUAUGGAUGUAGAGCAGCAAGGCGGCUUCUUUAGGAAGAAGAUGGAUACUGUUGCGAAGGCAUUGUAG
Aureobasidium vineae is the source of this 1644-nucleotide messenger RNA. Lineage: Eukaryota; Fungi; Ascomycota; Dothideomycetes; Dothideales; Saccotheciaceae. The record is from the annotation of a GenBank genome assembly.